Lytechinus pictus (painted urchin) is the source of this 1980-nucleotide messenger RNA. RefSeq lists its product as uncharacterized. The record is from RefSeq and is a predicted model, not a curated record. The coding region runs from base 139 to 1980 and encodes 613 amino acids. Lineage: Eukaryota; Metazoa; Echinodermata; Echinoidea; Temnopleuroida; Toxopneustidae. The transcript has 14 exons. Gene Ontology annotation, molecular function: protein binding.
GACUGACGUCACCGCGCCGGCCGCGCGCGCAGCUAGCGCAGCGCAGACGAUCAUUUGAAAUCAGUCGCCAUAUCAUGAGUGUAUACCGCGCUCCUUCCUUUUCACGGAUCUCCUUCCAGAUUGGAGUGUGUUGUCAUCAUGGAUGACUUUGUUAAAGAGAAACUAGUGAUGUGGGGGCUGGAAAGAUUUCUGGAAAAUUUUGAAGAACAAGAGAUUGACCAAGAAACCCUCCUUCUCCUUGAUGAUCAAGCUGUGAAAGCGGAUUUGAUAAAGCCACUUGGUCCAAGAUCAAAGCUGCUCCAAAGGAUAAAGGAAUUGAAGGGACCAUCAUUGAUCUCUGAAGAUUGCACGUUCUCUGAAGAUAUCCCAAGUACUAGCAACUCCUCACUGUCUAUCCCAAGUGGUUCAUCAACAUCUAUCAUCAAACCACCAGAAGAUAUCCCAAGCACCAGCAACUCCUCAACGUCUAUCCGAAGCAGUUCAUCAUCAACAUCUAAACCACCAGAAGAUAUCCCAAACACCAGCAACUCGUCAGUGUCUAUCCCAAGCAGUUCAUCAACAUCUAUCAUCAAACCACCCGAGGCUAAAAAGAUCAAGAUGGCUCAUGACAUACGAGCCAUCUUGUCCAAACGGAGAGAGGGGGAGGAGCUUAUAAAGGAGAUGGAGGAAGGGUGCAUCAGCUACAAUUCACGAAAAUUGAUAGUGAACACAUUGGUCUCACACCUGAUAGAGACAUAUACAAAGUGGCCUAAAACAGAGCAAAAAUUGGCAAUGGCAAAAUGCAUUGUUACCCAGUUUCCUGCGUUGGACAAUGAUGAUCAUGAUGCUUACUUGACCUGGUUCACUCCAGCAAGCCAAAACAAAACAAAAGAUUCAUCAGGUUACAUUGAAAUGCGGCUAAGGAACGUCAGAUAUCGUGAUCCUGCCAGAACGCCAAAAGAAAGCAACAAGAAAGUGCAAGCAAACUUGCCUAAUACAGAAGACCUGGAUCUGUCGUCAGAUAGAGAUGAGGAAGUAGAUGCAAAAAUAAAGUGGCUUCAGGACCACAAAGAGCCAAGGCAACAAGUUCGAUCAUGGAUGAGGGAUACCUGUAAGGCGAGGGCAGGCUACAUUAGAGACAAUAAGGACAAACCUGUGCAAGAGCUUUUACUGUUGUUUCCACGUUUAAUUGACACAGAAGGAAUGGUUGACCAGGAUUUCCGAAUUCUUUUCCCACAAUCAGCAGAUAAGUUAUUCCUCACAUGGCCGAAAUUUUGCAGACAUGUCCUGAACUAUGCUGAAAAGCAGGUGGAUUGGAGGCUAUACCUUAACUUCAAAGGUGCUGUUGAAACAGGUAAAAUGGUGCUUAUGUCUAACAGCUUCACUCUUCUUUCAAACCUACAGUCAUCAGAAGAUGAACAGCCACAGGAGCUACCAGGACAGUCUGAGGGAGAUGCUAGGAAAAACAAGGGGGAAAACUAUGAUGUCCUGUUCAGAUACAAAGGGAGAGCUCGAGAGGCAAGUGCUCCAUAUGGCACCAAUCGUGAUGAGCUGUUAGACAUAGGAAUACGGCUAUUUUCAGAUAUUCCAAGUUCAAGCGCAGAUUGUCACCUUCUGUAUUAUGCAGAAAAGUGGAGUGAGUGGAUUGAUCUACCAGACAGAUUUACCCUUGAGUCUGCACUAAAAGUGAAGAUGGAACCAAUAGAUUCAGAAGAAAAGACAAAGGAGCCCAACAUGACUAAGAAGAGAAACCUCUUGGAGAAGAUAAGGGAAGCCAGCAGGAAGAGACCUUGCACCAAGAAAAUGCCAGAAAAUGCAAUGGAGAAUACAGUCUUUGCUGUGGACGAUGACUCUGAUUCAAGCAAUCUACCUGAUCCAGCAUUGACAGGUAUCAAUGAGAACAUCUUCAUCUGCAUGUACAAUAUGCUGCGACCGACCCAAAACAGCGUUCCUGGUUCCGUGCGGACACACAAUGUGCAUGACCUGUGCAACCCACUUUGA